UAGUUUCCAGAUACUGUACGGCAACUCCGAAAAUGAGAUGGCAUGCGUCACUGGUCGUCCUUUUAGCGCUAGGAUCCGUCACGGUGAUCAGCGGUUUUCGAUCUGCCUUGAAGUUUCCUGAAAAUUAUAUUGAGGAUCUUCCCUUGGAAGAAGCAAAUAUCGAUGAACGCCCUGUACAUCUAAACAUGUAUGACGAUGAAAAACUAGAGAAAAUCGACAGCAUACUAACCAGUUUGCUAAUUUCACCAUGGCCUCAUGGCAUCAGCCCCAUUCUCUACGUAGAAAAUAAUCCAGUUUCAGUCGAAGAUGAACUGCUUUCGGACACUCCGACUCCCGAUGAAUCUCUCCAUCCUGUCCCUCCCAAAAGGACAAGGUACUACAGGAAAUAUCCCUGGAAGAGGCAGAACUCUAGAUACGAACCAGGCAACCGCUUCAUCUGCACCCCCUCCAAGGACGACGUCUACCGCCUGCUGGUAGCCCUGCACGAGGCCAGGCAAGGCAACAGAGACCGCAUGGUGAACUUCUGUAACCGAAAGCGUCCAGCGUACGCCAUCUACACCAACAUCCGUUUCCUAGGGAAGUAAAGGUGAUAGACGGCGGUUCACGGUUUCUAACAGUAUUAACUAAUCGUUGUCGAGCUUUAAAUAAUAAAUUGGGGUCUUUAAAUGCAUAUCCAAGGGUUUAUUGGAUUGUUUCUGCUGUAGUGUGCAUGCCAUAGUUGUUACAUUAAAAUUUCUUCUUCUUGAAUAAAAUUGAUGAUUAUUUUCCUUACCUGAGAAACUUGAAUAUCUUUGCCAUUAUUGUUAACAGUAAACAAUAUUUUAAGUAUACUAAUACAAAAAAAAAACAGUUUUGCUUUCACAUGCGAUUAGGUUUGGUUGAAUCAGAACAGCUGAUUUUAUAAAUUAGGUUGUUUUAACUGAUGACAGAAUUUUGAAGCAAUAACAGCAAAAUUGGCGUUGAUAUGUACCUGCAACCCAAAUUAGUUGAGGAUAUUGUUAUCAUUAAUGCUUGAGUUCCGAAUCUAGAUCAAGAAAUCAGAGACUUUUAUGAUCAUCAGUAAAUUGCGAGAUACAAAUAAAAAAAUUAGAUCUUUUCUAACACGAAUGGAAUUUUAGUGCUUUAUUACUCA
Messenger RNA from Anoplophora glabripennis (Asian longhorned beetle), 1132 nucleotides. RefSeq lists its product as uncharacterized. NCBI's taxonomy places the organism in Eukaryota, Metazoa, Arthropoda, Insecta, Coleoptera, Cerambycidae. The transcript is spliced from 3 exons. Bases 33 to 584 code for a protein of 183 amino acids. The record is from RefSeq and is a predicted model, not a curated record.